Copidosoma floridanum is the source of this 3446-nucleotide messenger RNA. Its product is annotated as neuronal calcium sensor 2. The record is from RefSeq and is a predicted model, not a curated record. Gene Ontology annotation, molecular function: calcium ion binding. NCBI's taxonomy places the organism in Eukaryota, Metazoa, Arthropoda, Insecta, Hymenoptera, Encyrtidae.
UUCGAGGAUAAUCGUCCUCAUAGCCCGACCGCAGCAUCCGCAAGCUCUCGUGUGUACCUAGUCGCGUGUGCCAUCGACGGCUCAUUGGUAUAGGAAUUUUUCAACUGUAGCUUUUGUAUCUAUCGCUACCUCUCUACGACCGGCUGUGUAUACCCGACAGUCUAUUUGUUGCUUUCGCUCGUGUGGCUCCUGCGCCAGUGAUCCCCUUGUGUCCAGUUAUAGUCAAGUCUCUACAAGGACCGGACAAAUAUACGGUGUAUAUCACUUUCGUUGUACAACCAACGCGUGUGCUCGCGACAAUGGCAUACCACAUCAACGCAUUGUCGCGGAUCGCGGCGACUAAGGUAUCCGCCUCGUAUCAUGGAUUCGAGUGUUAGUGUAUUUAUUGUUGUGCGUUUGCAAUUGCCGUAUGCCAGUUACCUUUGUCCUGCCAUUGUCAAAGGUGGGCACUCGUCGACAGCAGUCGGAUCGAUCGGAUAAUCGCCCGCUCAUUUGAACGGAUUGGCGCGAACGCGUAUUUACUACCACGAGAGCCUGUGUUGGUGAUAAUUGUAUGGUGCUGCUGGUGGUGGUGAUGGUGGUUGUUGUGCGCGCGCCGUAAUAAAACAAGUAGAAAUAAAUAUAACAAAUAUUAUAUAUUUUAGUGCAAUACAAGUAGUGCUGGUGCUGGUUGUGGUGGUUGUGGUGAUAGUGGUGGUGCAAUAAAAGAGGGUCCAAGGCUAACGGGGAACAGAUACUUGCACGAAGGCAAGAGGAUACAUAAAUAAAGGGCCGGAAGAAUAACCAACAGGGGGAGAGAUAUCACACCGGCGCUCCUCCUUGCGUGUAUACGUUUACAUAUAUAUAUUAUACAGAGACACGUAUACGCGUUGUGUCGUGUACGCAACCGAUCGAUACACACCUCCUCUUCUCCUCCGCAUUGUCUUACAACUUGAAGGCGGACAAUGGGUUGCUUUGGGAGCAAAGACAAACUGAGUAAGGAGGACAUGGACUUCCUUAAAUCGCACACGAGAUAUGACGAGGCCACUAUCAAAGAGUGGUACAAAGGAUUCAAACAAGACUGUCCGAACGGCAGGCUGACGCCGGCAAAGUUCGUCGAAAUGUAUAAAAUGUUCUUCCCGUCGGGGAACGCCGAGGAGUUUUGCGACCACGUGUUCCGCACAUUCGACAUGGAUAAAAACGGAUACAUCGAUUUCAAGGAAUUCUUACUUGCGAUCGAUGUAACGUCUAGCGGAACGCCGGAAGAAAAACUCAAAUGGGCAUUUAGAAUGUAUGAUGUGGAUGGAAACGGAGUCAUAGAUAUCGAAGAAAUGACAAAAAUAGUUCAGGCGAUAUACGACAUGUUGGGGGCGAGCUCGAGCAACCGGCCGGCCGACAGCGCCGAGGAGCGCGCGAAAAACAUAUUCGCGAAAAUGGACGAGAACAACGACGGCCAGUUGACGCAGGACGAGUUCCUCAAGGGCUGCCUGCAGGACGAGGAGCUAUCCAAGAUGCUGGCGCCUUAAUCCCCGGGCCACCCGCGCCUAAUCACCUCGUUGUCGCCCGUCAACGCCAACGGCCGACCCAACGGCCACCGCCUCUUCACCAGUACGACCAACGGUGCUUUCAUCACCAACAAAAGCAAACCUGCUGCUGCCAAUACUCUUGCAACUCAUACAUACACCCACCAAUCGAUCAAAUAAACGCCCUCGCAUCAUCUGCCAUUGUAACGUGCAUACGUAUAUAUACACACACACACACCUCACACGAUUGUUAAGUGUUUUGAGAAUAUUACAAAAGGGGUACCCUAUAAUGAUGCGACUGUCGCGAUAGUUUACCAAUGCUAGACCAACAUACGUCGUAUAUCAUAUAUAAUGGUUUUCGUCGAGAGAGGACGGAUUGGCCAAACAAAGUCACGAGGGGUACGCGCGAGCUGUAGCACUUUCCAUUGUUAUUAUGCGAUUAUAAAUAUGUUAAUGCGUAUAUAUGCGGUGUGUAUGUGAUGGCGCAAAGCAUAGAUUUCUUGACGUCACGCCACAUGAAUUUUGGUUGGUUCGCAAAGGUCCGGGUGAAAGGUUGGGUUGGUCGUAAAAUAAAAAAUAUAUAUAUACGUACGCAAAAUGAAUUAUUUAUGGGUGAUUGAGCCGAUACGAAGCACUUUCCGAAGCUAUGUUGAAGUAAUGAAACGACAAGAAUUUUGUAAAUUUAUCUUUGUUGUAAAAAAAUAUAUAUACAUAUAUAUAACUAUCAUUAUCGUAACAAUUUUAAUUAAUUAUACGUAAAUUGCACGCUUAUUUCAAGGGCGGACAUUCAAUAGUUACAUUCAUACGGCUAAAUUAAUUUUUUCUUUUUUUUUUUUUUUUUUUUUUCUUUAUUCAUAAAAAUCGAGUGCUUCAAUGAGAGUUCGUCCAUGCUUCGUUUACUUUUCAUCCUCAUGUUCAUCAAUGAAAAGAAGAUGAAGAAAAGUGUCCGGUUAGCAUAUUUGAAUUUAUUUAAUUCCAAAUACAACAAAAAAACAUUUGAGGAGCAUAAGAAGUAAUUUCGUGAGGAUAAAAGUACGAAGUGAUUUUUCGGUUUUUUCAACUCAUACAUUUGUAAAAUUAUAUGAUAACAAACAUAAACAACCAUACAUGAUAACAAAAACUUAAUUGUAAGGAGCUCGUGUCACUACCAUUAAAAAGUACGCAUAAUGUAUACUUAAAUUUUAUAAGAACGGAAUACCGAUGAACCAAUGAACAAAAAAAAAGUGUAUUAAAACAAUAAAAAGAAAAUUUUAUCCGAUCGCGCUGUUAGUAUAAUCAAACAGUUUGAGAAAAUCUUACACCGCGAAAGUACAAACGGAACUCUACGCACACUUGUGUUUGCUAACAAAGAAAAUCGCACAUGGUUCGUACGCUCAAAAAUACGCGCAAGGACUUCCACAGUUUCCAACCACCCAAUUCGAACAAAAAUAAUUUUCCGAAGAAAAAAUUUUAAAAAACCCGCCGUUUUUCGAGUAAAACAACAGUGCUCCGAAAGUUUUCCUCCUCUCGUCCUUCGUUAGCUCACAGUUCUAUCGGUCAAUCGUUGCUAACUCUAAUUUUAUCAGAGCCGCAAAAACUUUCUGGAAGCCCGUUCUCGUUUUUUCUACUCGCAAACGCAACUAUCGAUGAGACAAACAGCCGAACUUUAACGAUAACAACAUCAGUAGAAUACCAAACUUUGACUAUUUCAAUCUUCUAUGAACUAGAGGUAACAGGUUAAUGAGAAAUAAAAACUGUUAGUUGAUAUAAUUCAUCUCUCUGUGUACGCUAUGCGCCUAGAAUUACUAAAUGUAAGUACAUUGUUGUUUAUUAUACGUAAGAGUAUUGCAUUUAUACAUUAUUAUUAUUAUCAUCAUCAUCAUCAUCGAUAAAGUUAAUAUGGUCUCGUAGGCUCUUGAAAAUUUCUAUUCUACUCGAGAUAUGAAAAAAAAAAAAAAAAAAAAA